This is a messenger RNA of Punctularia strigosozonata HHB-11173 SS5, 1023 nucleotides long. RefSeq names its product TFIID-domain-containing protein. Gene Ontology annotation, molecular function: protein heterodimerization activity; transcription coregulator activity. Lineage: Eukaryota; Fungi; Basidiomycota; Agaricomycetes; Corticiales; Punctulariaceae. Gene Ontology annotation, biological process: transcription by RNA polymerase II. The transcript has 6 exons. Gene Ontology annotation, cellular component: SAGA complex. The record is from RefSeq and is a predicted model, not a curated record. Bases 1 to 1023 code for a protein of 340 amino acids.
AUGACGCUGGACAACGGCAUAAGGGAAUAUAAGUAUACGCAAGAGAUAUCACAAAUGAUGUUCGUGUUUGGGGAGGUACAAGACCCAAAUAUCGACACCGUCAAUCUGGUGGAGGAUAUCGUCCGUGGUCAGAUCAUAGAACUUGUUGUGCAAGCUCGCGCUUUGGCUGUCCGUCGUGGUGCCCGUUACCUUACCGCAGAGGACCUUAUCUUCCUUAUAAGACACGACCGUGCAAAGGUCAAUCGGCUUAGAACGUAUCUAUCAUGGAAAGAUGUUCGCAAACACGCGAAAGACUCUGGUGGUGACGCUGGUGGCGGGGUGGAAGUCGAAGUAUUGGAGGAUGGGGCAGACGACAAGCUCACCGCCAAAGCGCAAAAGAUCACCAUCAAGUUACCGUGGGAGCUUGCUACCAUGUAUUCGGAGGUACUACCGGAAGACGAUGAAGAGGAUGAGGACGACAUCGAAGCACACGAAGCCUCCAUUCAGCGUUUGAAGGAAGCGGAUGAUGCCACCAAGCAGAUGACCAGAGAGGAAUAUCAACACUACUCGGACUGUCGACAAGCUUCUUUCACAUAUCGCAAAGCGAAACGAUUUCGGGAGUUUCUCAAUUUGCCGCCCCACCUUGAUCUGAAAGCCGGUGAUGAUACAAUCGAUAUCGUUGGCUUCCUCGCUUUCGAAAUGGUCCGCUCUCUAACAAUAGCUGGGCUAGAGGUCAAGAAGUCCCUCGAAGAGUCGUAUCUGCGUGAAAAUCACGCGCCGACACCAGUAUUAGGGAAGCGAAAGCUUGCAUCAGGCGCGAUCGAGUCCGCCAGCAAGCGUCGGAGGGAUGACGAUGACGAUGCUGAAUACACACUUCCAUCGUGCUCCUUAUUCUUACCUCCUCCGGAAGCACGCACGCCUCUACAGCCAGAACAUAUUCAGGAUGCAUUCGCUCGUAUGCAGAACGACUGGGCACAUCAUCGCUCUGCAGGUAUGACGAACUGGCGAGGGGGUCUCAUACGGACUAGAGUCAGUCUUAUCUAA